Messenger RNA from Drosophila arizonae, 526 nucleotides. RefSeq names its product Transcription elongation factor subunit spt4 (gene spt4). Gene Ontology annotation, biological process: regulation of DNA-templated transcription; transcription elongation-coupled chromatin remodeling; transcription elongation by RNA polymerase II. Lineage: Eukaryota; Metazoa; Arthropoda; Insecta; Diptera; Drosophilidae. Gene Ontology annotation, molecular function: zinc ion binding; RNA polymerase II complex binding. The record is from RefSeq and is a predicted model, not a curated record. Gene Ontology annotation, cellular component: DSIF complex; nucleus.
UUACGAACAGUUGCAUUUCUUGCCGUGUUCACAAAAAGUAAUUUGGUACCGGCUUUUUAUUAUUGUUUACUUUUGUAAUGUCUUUUGAUGCUAUACCUAAAGAUUUGCGUGGGCUACGCGCCUGCCUGGUGUGCUCCCUUGUAAAGACUUUCGAUCAAUUUGAGACUGAUGGCUGCGAAAAUUGCGAAGAGUUUCUGCGUAUGAAGAAUAACAAGGAUAAUGUUUACGAUCACACAAGCAACAAUUUUGAUGGCAUUAUUGCUCUGACAACACCCACAGAUUCGUGGGUAGCAAAAUGGCAACGUCUUUCACGCUUCACGCGUGGCAUCUAUGCCAUCUCCGUAUCGGGCACCUUGCCACAAUCGACCAUCCGCGAAAUGAAGAACCGAGGAAUUGCAUACAAGACAAGAGAUAGAAGUCAGCGCUAACAAGGGAAUAUUGCGUUUGGUGUAUAAAAAUGUAGUUUAUUUUAAGCAAUAACAAAACCACGAAAAUACAACUAGAAUAAAAUACAGUUUUAAGUGAA